AUGACGCUGAAGAGACUAAUUAGAAGAGGAGCAGAUCGCUUGCCUGGGUUCAAGAAGGCACAGGUAUUUACCGAUGAAGAAGAAAAACAACUCGCUGACUACCUUCUCCAUGCGUCUCGCCUGAACUAUGGUUUAUCACUGAUGAAGUUUCGAGAACUUGCCUACGAGUUUGGUGUGGCAAAUCACAAGAAAAUCCCUGCAACCUGGGAUGUAAAGAAAAUAGCAGGUCGAGAUUGGGCAAGGAGUUUCAUGGACAGAAAUAGCUGCUUGUCUCUCCGAAAUCCUGAACCGACCAGCUUAGCUCGUAGUACAGCAUUUAAUAAACACACUGUGAGCACCUUUUUUGCCAAACUGAAAACUGUUAUAGAAAAGCAUGGGUUUACACCUGAAAACAUUUGGAAUCUGGACGAAACAGGUGUGACAACUGUUCACAGGCCGUCAAAAAUCAUUGGACCGAAAGGUGCUAAACAGGUAGCAAAAGUGACGUCGGGCGAGAGGGGACAGCUCGUAACAGUUUGUUCUGCAGUAAAUGCUUGUGGGAAUCAUGUCCCCCCAUUCCUCAUUUUACCAAUAGUGAACUGGCAAGACCGCAUGCUGCAAGGUGCACCACCGGGGUCUGCAGGAGCUACCCAUUCAUCUGGAUGGAUGACAAAAGAAAACUUCUUGAAGUAUCUGGAACACUUUCGGAAACAUUCCAAUUGCAGCUUAAACAACAAGCAACUAAUUAUUCUUGACAAUCAUGAUAGUCAUGUUAACAUUGAAAUCAUAAAUUUUGCCCGAUCCAACGGCCUGGUUCUAUUGACACUGCCCCCACAUACGUCACAUAAGCUGCAGCCGCUGGAUCGCACUGUCUUCGAACCCCUGAAAACCUACUACAACAGUGUUGCAUCUGAUUGGAUGACGAAUAAUCCAGGGAAAAACCUAACAAUUUACGACAUCGCAGGUCUACUUGGACAAGCUUAUCCAAAGGCUUUUUCACCGGCUAAUAUACAAAGUGGCUUCCGAGUGUCUGGAAUUUUUCCCUUCAACUCAGAUAUUUUUAGAGAAGAUGAGUUUUACACGAGUUUGGUGACUGACAGGCCGAACCCCAUGGGUGAAACGACCGUAGAUCCCGUAGUUCCAGAAUUUCCUCCAGCAUUAUCGCCUAGUUCUCAGCCCGGACCAUCUAAUCAGCUUCAUCAAUCGCCAACCACCAAUCCUUCAUCAGUAAUGAUUUCUCCAGUAGAAGUUCGACCAUUUCCCCAGGCGCCUCCGAGGGUUGGGAUUCCAACUAAAGGCCGCAAGCGUGGCAGAUGUAGAAUUUUAACCGAAACACCUGAGAAGGUUGAGCUGGAAGCAGAGCUUCUUGCAAAGUCUGAAAGAAAGGCGUCAAGGGUCUAA
Molecule: messenger RNA, 1380 nt
Organism: Photinus pyralis (common eastern firefly)
Lineage: Eukaryota; Metazoa; Arthropoda; Insecta; Coleoptera; Lampyridae
Product: tigger transposable element-derived protein 1-like
Exons: 1
Coding region: 1-1380 (459 amino acids)
Cellular component (GO): nucleus
Molecular function (GO): DNA binding
Source: RefSeq, a predicted model, not a curated record